AUGCCAAUGUACGAUGAUGAAAAUAAACCAUGGGGAAAAGCAGACGUUGAAAAACUAACUCAAGCAGUUGGAAAUUAUGGGGAGGAUUGGACAUUCAUUUCUGAAAAAGUUUUUUUAAAUUUAAGAUCAGGUCUAGCAAUAGCAGAAAAAUGGACGCGCAUAAGAUCCAAAUUAG
Racocetra persica is the source of this 175-nucleotide messenger RNA. The record is from the annotation of a GenBank genome assembly. Lineage: Eukaryota; Fungi; Glomeromycota; Glomeromycetes; Diversisporales; Gigasporaceae.